Molecule: messenger RNA, 1203 nt
Organism: Strongylocentrotus purpuratus (purple sea urchin)
Lineage: Eukaryota; Metazoa; Echinodermata; Echinoidea; Camarodonta; Strongylocentrotidae
Product: solute carrier family 35 member G1
Exons: 1
Coding region: 1-1203 (400 amino acids)
Cellular component (GO): membrane
Source: RefSeq, a predicted model, not a curated record
AUGUCUUUGAAAACCAAGAGCGGAGAUACAAUAGCAAGGGCGGAACAUUCGGUGCUUCAAGGAAUACAGAAUCGUGGAUUUGAAGAUGAUGACGACUGCGUCACUUGUGAUGAGGAUGGUGGAGAUAAGGGAAUCACCACACAGACACAAGGUUUCGUCGAUUCUUCUGCUAGUCUGGAUAGCAAAGAUGUGGGUGAGAGCGAAACACAGACGAAUGGAAAUGUCAGAUCUAGUCUAAACAAGGUUCCUCAGAUAGGCAUCUGGUAUACGCUAACAUCUGCGGUCAUCAUGGCCCUCAGUGGUAUGAUCGUUAUUUACCUCUCAGGAACAUUAGGCCCGAACCAGAUGGUGGUCUCUCGGAUGACCAUUCAGCUUCUAUGUUGCCUACCGGUGAAUGCUUACCGUAGAGUUCCUUUCAAACACAGCCGCAAUGCAUACCUUCUGCUUCUCCUGCGCUCAAUCCUCGGCGCAACCAACACAUCCUUGAUAUACAUCACCUAUCAAAUCAUGCCCGUGUCUAGCUCAAAAUCGAUACAGUACAGCGCCCCCGUUUUUGCAGGAUUGCUAGGGUGGAUACUGUUAAGGGAGUCUUGCUCUUUUGUUGACACCCUUUUAUCCUUUCUGACGCUAAGUGGUGUUUUGCUCAUCGCACAGCCAUCGUUUUUAUUCGCAAAUGCCGAAUCGGUCGAAGGAGCUUCUGAUGCUAAGGUUCUUGGUUCCAUACUUAGCCUCAUAAGUGCUAUCAUGUCCGCAUCCAUCUUGAUCAUCAUGCGAAAGCUUGGCUCUUAUAAUAUGCCCUCUUUGACCAUGCUCACUUUCUAUUCCAUCUACGGAGCAUGCUUCUCGGCAUUUCUGACUUCCAUCUUCCAGCAGUGGUCAUUACCUGGAUGUGGAUGGGAUCGCAUGAUUCUCCUUAGCAACGGAAUAGCUCACUUCUCCUCCCAGAUUCUCAUCUACCUAGCCCUUAAAACUGAACGAGCUUCGACCGUUGCACUCGUUCACUCCAGCGAUAUCCUCUUCUCAUUCACUCUCGAGUAUCUCUUCUUUGGCGUCAUCCCAAACUACCUGACCGUGAUCGGGGCUUUUGUAAUUAUCGCAAGUUUUGUUGGUAUCACCUUGAAUAAAUGGCGGGAUAGUCGAAACCAUAAAAAUGAGCAGCAUGGAAAGGAUGAAGAUAGCCUCAGCAACAUCUCCAAAAGCUGA